AUGAUUGGCGUCGCCGCGCCAUGGCAAGAGAAACUUCUCAGCUCCGCUGCAGGUGGGAGGAGCGGCUCUUCCUUCGGCAAAGAGAAGUUGGAGAAGCUGAUGCACGCGCCGCCUGCAGGUGCUCGCAUAGCAGCCGCUGCAUCCAGCUCACUGUUCGUUGCUGGUUAUGCCAGAGGGCGCAAGCAAGUUUGGUGGCAGGAGACCUCCUGCUGCAACACUCCGGGCAGGUACUGCUGCGGCAAAUCUGGUGAUAAUGAUCACAACGGCUGGUCCUUGGCUUCGGAACGAGUGCAGGUUUUGGCGCUUCUUGUGCUGGCCUGCGUCGCAAAUCAGGCAUGCCGAGCCCUUCCGUUCUACUUGGUGGAUUUCGCUCCCGACGCGCAGGCGGAUCGAGCCAUGAACCAGGACUUAGCCUUCAGCUCGGCCGAUUACGGCCUUCUCGCAACACUGGGAUUCACAAUCCCGUUUACCGUCGCCUCGCUCUGGGCCGGGGUCGCAGCGGAUAGCGUCGAUCGCUUUCGCUUGACUGCGGCAGCGGGGAUUUGCUGGUCGAUUGCCACGGCCAGCAUGGCAUCGGCCACAUCCUACAACAUGCUGCUGUUCCAGCGGGCCUUGCUGGGACUUUUCCAGGCUGCCACAAAUCCUGCGGCGCUCUCUGUCAUCUCGGAGCUUUUCCCAGACGCACGAGCGACCGCGAACUCUAUCUUCGGGUUGGGGAUCUAUAUUGGCGGGGCGGUGGCCUCCCUCGGUGCAGCCGUCGAUGAGAGAGAAGGGUGGAGAACGGCCUGCUUGGGCUUUGGCUUCGUCAGUGCCUUGGCAUCCUUGCCGCUCCUCUUCCGAAGCGAGGCCUCCGGGCCAUCCAAAGAGGGAGCGCGGUGGCCAACAGAUCCCUUCGCGCAACUGCAAUCAAAGGUGGUGGCGCUGCCUGGCGAAGCGCUGAGCGUCAUCACAAAAUCUUCGGAGGCCGUGUCCGAACCCUCUGCACGCUGGCUGCUCCUCGCGUCGACUCUUCGUUUCAGCGCAGGAUUCGCCAUCUUGGUGUGGCUGCCCACAGCCAUCCGAGCAUCAUUCCCGAAUGAUGUGGAGCAGUUUGCAGUGAUCAAUUCCCUCAUCAAGGCAUUCGCUGGUGGUGCCUCUUCGCUAGCAGGAGGCGUCACGGCCGAUGGUCUCCGCGCAAGAGGCUUUGGUGAUCAGGCCGCGGCAUUAUUCUGUGGCGUCACGAGCCUGGCGUCCGCACCCCUGUGGUAUUGCACGCUGGGUGAAGGACUGAGCUUCGAAACUUGCAUGGGUUUUCUCCUGGUCGAGUACCUGGUUGCAGAAAGUUGGCUCGGGCCAGCAAUAUCUGCACUGCAGGGUGCAGUGUCGGUCGGCCAGCGCGGGACCGCGCAGGGCGUAUUUUCGUCGUUGACCGCGUUAGGCAAUGGUCUCCCUGUGGUUUUGGGCCUCUUGGCACCUGAAGACCUGGCCAAGGGCCUCCAGGUAAGCGUGAGCGUAUGUUACCUACUCAGUGGGCUGUCCUUUCUCAUGGCUUCUGCGAACCUGAAGGACCCCUCUGCGGAAAGCACGGCGUACGAGUGA
This is a messenger RNA of Symbiodinium sp. CCMP2456, 1578 nucleotides long. The record is from the annotation of a GenBank genome assembly. Lineage: Eukaryota; Dinophyceae; Suessiales; Symbiodiniaceae.